AAGCGAGACGAUUCCGUGUCCAGCAAGAGUUUCUUCCGCCGUUUCUGCUUCCCAGGACUCGUGAGCGCCGACACCGUGACGUCCGGGAUGUCAUCUGACGGCAUCCUCACUGUUACUGUACCAAAGACAACAUCGGGAUCGAAGGCCAGUGCGGUUUCUGAAGCGUCAACAUCUCAGGUUUCCCAGACUUCAUCUCAAAACACAGAAGAAAAACAAACUCUCACAAAGGUAUCCAAAUCAGAACAGCAAAGUUUUCGUUCCGAGUAUCAGAAUACAUCUACCAGAAGGACUGAAGCGACAUCGUCACUCGCAAACAAAAUUACAAGUGAGGAAAACCAAGAAGGCGCCAAUAGUAGAAUCUGUGAAAGCGGAAGCUCGCUUCUAGAAAGCACACAGUCAAGCAAGGACGCAGUGGACGACCAGUGGCUUCCCAUCUCCUCGAAGGGUCAGUUCUUCUCUGAUUCCUUCUUCGAAGACGUCCGUAAGGACUUCGAAACGGCUGUCAAUGAAGUCCUCAGCAGGCAUGACAUCAUGAGGAGUGCCAACGACGAACUCUCCUGCUACCGAAGUCUCCGGGAACGUGAGCUCAAGGAUGAGACUCAGGCGAUGAAGACCACGGAAGAUCAACACGGAUUUAAGGUGGUGUUGGACGUCCACGACUUCAUGAGCGAAGACGUCAGAGUGAAGGUGGUGGACAACAAGGAGGUGGUGGUGGAAGGUCGUGCGGAGAAGAACGACGGAACCUUAAGGUCAAGCAAAAGCUUCUGUCGACGCUUCACUCUUCCUGGCGCAGUGGACAUGAAUGCUGUCACCUCAGCCAUGUCUCCGACGGUGUCCUCACCAUCACUGCGCCGAAGAUUGUGGUUUAAAUACCUCAAGAAUGGAAAUAUCAACUGCAAUAGCCCAAUAGCCCAAGAGCAGCCUCCGUAUAGGUUUCUCAUACCUCUGGAUAAUACAGAGGUAACUGAAUAUUACUGA
Penaeus vannamei (Pacific white shrimp) is the source of this 978-nucleotide messenger RNA. Lineage: Eukaryota; Metazoa; Arthropoda; Malacostraca; Decapoda; Penaeidae. The record is from RefSeq and is a predicted model, not a curated record.